UUGUCGAUUUGAAGCAUUGUGACGAGCAAUGUUUCUUGAAAGGUGCACUAACUAUGUGCGGGAAAAGCCUUUUUCGCAAAUCGUGCUUACCCCUUAGCACGUUGUAGAGAAAUGAACGAGUGGCGCCAUUUUCGCGUGAGGCAGCAGCUCUUUUCACAAACUCCUGCAAAUGACAACCAAAAAGAAGCGCUCGGUACACACCAGUAAUGACAGCUGGGUUGUCAUCGCUGCAGAUUCUGCCCUGGACAAGACAAAGAUACAUGAUGGUGACCCAACAUUCAUCAGACUCAGGAAUCCCGCUACAGGUGCUGCUUCCCAGUACCUGUUCAGUAGCGGAGAUGUGCGGCUGUAUGAGGUGAAGGCAUUUGUUGAAGAUUUCCACUCUUGGUUUAUUGACCAAACAGUCCAAAGAGAUGGCAGGCUGCUGUAUGUGACUCCUAUGGAUCCACUGUUUAUGUUGUUGCCGUACCUGCAGAGCAGUGCAGUGGAGGGGAAGUUUCAGCCACUGCAGCAGAUGGUCAUGGAUGAGGAUUACCCAGGGUGCACAAGACUGCUGAAAUGCUCACAGGCUCUGGACACACUGCAUCAUGUGGCGGAUGAGAAAGUGGUGGGCAGUCAGAAAUUCCACAGAUAUAGCCAAGAGAAGACUGUGGACUGGCUGAAGAAAAAGGUUUUGAACACAGUGAGUGCGCUUAAAAAAAGCGACAUUUCUGUAGGAGGAGGAGUGAAGUCCACCACUUAUGUGCGAGUUAAACAGGAGACAGAUGUGACUGAAGAAGAUUAUUUGCGUUACGCUCACGGACUUAUCUCAGAAUAUAUCAGUGAAGAGCUGAGCAAAGAUCUGCACAAGCAUCUUCAGUUACCUGAAAUAUCCAGCCCUAAAGAAGUGGAGCCUCCUUCCAAGAAAAGAAAAUUGUCAGAUAUCCCAGUGGAGGCAGAGGAGGACUACACCAAGUUCAACCGAGCCGACUUCGCCCGAAAACCUCCUAAGAAGAUGACAGCUGCUCAGAAAACACUUGCUAAAGUGGACAAAACUGGCAUGAAGAGCAUGUCUUCAUUCUUUAGUCCUAAGGUCAAGCAGGAGAAGUGAGUGUGUGUUUGUGUCUAUAUGAUGCUGCAUAUGUGUAUAUUUUUGUUAAUAAAGU
Hemibagrus wyckioides is the source of this 1145-nucleotide messenger RNA. It is a transcript of the gene rnaseh2b, whose product is annotated as ribonuclease H2, subunit B. NCBI's taxonomy places the organism in Eukaryota, Metazoa, Chordata, Actinopteri, Siluriformes, Bagridae. The record is from RefSeq and is a predicted model, not a curated record. Bases 170 to 1090 code for a protein of 306 amino acids. The transcript is spliced from 11 exons. Gene Ontology annotation, cellular component: nucleoplasm; ribonuclease H2 complex. Gene Ontology annotation, biological process: RNA catabolic process; ribonucleotide metabolic process.